AGUAGUGUAAAUAUGUCUAUUCAAUCAACACAUAGAUGCCAGAGGGGGGUUUGUUUCAGUGCAAAAUGCACUGAGGGGACAAUAGAGAAGUAAAAACCAAAAAUUUUUGAGGGGAAAUGUGGAAAAUCUGAACAUACGAAAGGAGAAACAAUAUUUCCCCACAUUUCCAUCUAAUUCGACGUAUGCGCAUAUAUACAAGAUUCAACAUUUCCCCAUCAUUACAUCGAAUGCGCACACAUGCACACAUUUUUUUUCUCCUCCACAACAAAUUUCCCCACGCACAUGUGAUAAUUGUCACGCAAUGCUUGCUCUCCCUUUUUAAUACAUUGCAUGAAUGUUGAAAUUGAUCAAGUAUUCUUUUCAAUAUUCAUGUCAAUAAAUUUCAAUCAAGUGUCACACGUACGAAGCAGACAAAUGUUGGACAUCUCAGUUAAUAUGGUAAGAACGAGAUCAAUGUCAGCAGAAGAGGAUUCGUUGUCACUCACAAAUUCCAUCUCAUCGAGGUCGUCACGAGAAACCUCGAGGCCAAGAAAUUGUUUCAAGCAAAUCUUCCAACGCUCGAGCACGAAUAAACGACCAUUGUCUUUAUCAAUCGGACCAACUGAAACCAGUGAAAUACUACCCAUGGAAAACCAACCACCACCACAACCACCAACACCACCACCAAUGGAAAUACAACUACCACCCAGAACCCGAAUUAUAAGCAGAGUGUUUCGAUGGAUCGGAUUUAUCUGCGCGAAAAUUCCAAUCGCAUUUGGAAUGUUAGGUGGCUGUUACGCGCUGUAUCAAAUCUAUGAAACGAUUGGAGAAAGCCAAAUGGAGAAAUUGGAGUGCAAGAUUCAAUGCAUUCCCAGCAUAGAAAGCAGUCAUUGGCAUCGUCACAAUAAUAGACUUCACGAGCGUUGGGUGUUGGAGAAAUGUGGCACCAUAAGAAUUGUUCUUGAAUAUUUGAAUGGCAUUUUCGCCAACAAGCUUUUUCGUGACAACCGAAAUCAAUUUGACAAAUUUCAGCAUGUCUCGCUUGUUUCGAUGUGUUUAAAUAUUUCGGUGAAUUUAAAUUGAUUCGCUGAUCAGGUUGUCCAGCAUCAUGAAUUCGAUAAGGUUUUUGUUGUUGUUGUUCAACAGGAACAGGAGUUAAAUAAGAUGUGAUAAGGUUUGCACCCACUAGAGCCAUCAUGACACCUAUUAAUUGAAUACUCGCAUUAAUUCCAUUUUUCACAAGUCUCACUAUCAUAUUCUUAUUCCGUUGAACGUGUGUUGGCAUUAGAUCAUUAAUAUUCAUUAUAUCUUGAAAAAAAUCGUUUACGCGAUGUAGAUCUUCCGGGUCGAUAUUGAUAGAUAUAAAUGCUUCAUUUUGAAAUAUUUGAAGCGCAAAUAUAACCGCGAAUAAACAGAAUAUUAUCACUGACACUUUCAUUUUAAUUUCUAUAUUGUCUGAAUUUACAAAAAAGAGACGUUUGAUUCGACUCAACUCUAAACUUGAAUUAAAAAUAAUACACAAUUCUCAACAAAUCAGAUGCAAUUUUUCUGUUUAAAAAAUUAAACUCGAACACAUCUGUUGUGAUAUUGCUUCUGUUCUGUUUUCAGAGUCUUGAUAUUUAUCGCUCUUCGGUAAUCUUUAGAGCAACGCUCUUGCUCUCUACAAUUCUCGAUAGAAAUGUAUUUUUUCCAAUCCAUUUUAUCAUCGCGCUUCUCUCCACCUCUCUCUCUCUUUCUCUAUCUCUCUCUCUCUCUCUCGCUUUGUUUCAUUAUCAGAUCAGAAUGCUUUACUUCGAAUAAGACCGAAUUGAGCAAAGAAAUGAUUGUUUUGUGAGCUCUGUGCAACUGUGCAUCGACAAUUGUCUAGUCCAUGGACCGUAGCCCAUAUAAUACACAUUUGGACGUCGCGUUCGGAACAAUCAAAUCACAUUUGAAGCGUCAAUUUCUUUGCUCACACACAUGGGCAACUUAUGGUACUUCUUUCAUGUUUCAUGCAAAUUGCAGAUUUUUCUGCAACUCCAUUCACUUGGAGUUUUUUAUAAAAUAGAAGUGAGUCUAGCAAACUUGCCAGGUAAUGACAAACACGAAGGCGAAUGAAAUGUUCUGUCCACAGAAUAUGACUAAUGUUAAAAAAAAACGAUUGUAUGAUGCAGCACAAACUUAAGCAUUGGUCAAUAUUUUACAAGUAUCAUUAAUAUACUCACUUGCUUCGGAAGUGAAUUAUGAUUGUUUUUUAUUCAGAGUGUUGAUAUGAUAUGGAUAUGAUUCUCACCUAUUGCUUCGCUUAACACGAAUAACAAGAAUAAUAACGCUGACACUUUCAUUUUGAUUUAUUUAUUAGAUGAAUUUACGAAAAAAAAAGAGAUGUCUGAUUCCACUCAGCUAUAAACUUGAAUUAAAAACAAUGCACAAAUCUCACCAUUCAGAUGCAAUUUUUUAUAUAAUCGAAAAAAAAUUGGAAUUUCAACACAAGUGUUUUGAUAUUUCUCUAUAAAGGUCAGAUUCAGAGUCUUGAUAUUUAUCGCAUAUGUUCAUUAUUAGAAUAUGUAAAGCGUAUAUAUGGCUUAUAGUUUUAUUCGGUGGCUUUAUGGCAUUUUGACAAUUUACCUCGUAUAGCACAAAACCUUUGCACGCCACCGGUUUUAUUUCCAAAGAAUCAAAUAUAUUGAUGCUCACUUGGCAUGUACUAUGAAAUUUGACUAUUCAGAAAUGUUCGAGUUAAUGUACUCAUUUCACAUGACAUGUGAAAAUAUUCCCACGCAUUCAUUUUUUGAUAUCCUCACGCAAUUUCAACGAAUCUAUCGCGAGUUUUCGCUUUACCUGGAAAAUUUAAAACCGAUUCUUUCAUUGUCUUGCAAUUUGAGGUUCGAUUUCAU
Messenger RNA from Sitodiplosis mosellana (orange wheat blossom midge), 2855 nucleotides. RefSeq lists its product as uncharacterized. The record is from RefSeq and is a predicted model, not a curated record. The coding region runs from base 331 to 1062 and encodes 243 amino acids. NCBI's taxonomy places the organism in Eukaryota, Metazoa, Arthropoda, Insecta, Diptera, Cecidomyiidae. The transcript has 2 exons.